Harpegnathos saltator (Jerdon's jumping ant) is the source of this 2460-nucleotide messenger RNA. RefSeq names its product secreted protein, acidic, cysteine-rich (gene SPARC). The transcript has 5 exons. NCBI's taxonomy places the organism in Eukaryota, Metazoa, Arthropoda, Insecta, Hymenoptera, Formicidae. Gene Ontology annotation, molecular function: collagen binding; calcium ion binding; extracellular matrix binding. Bases 197 to 1141 code for a protein of 314 amino acids. The record is from RefSeq and is a predicted model, not a curated record. Gene Ontology annotation, biological process: anatomical structure development.
UACGCAGCGAGCGGGUCUCGCAGUUUAGCGGAGACUCGUAAAUCGCCGGGGCGCGCGUUAGUCGCGUCAACGAUACCGCGAGACAAGCCGUAUCGUUAAGAUCGAGGCCGCGUUUCGCAGCCGUUAAGUCGAUUCCGAGUCUAUUCCGAGGCAGUACACAAUCCCUGCUUGCUAUCGACCUGUUCCAGAGAUCGCAAUGCGGACGAAGCUGCUGCAGCUGCUGCUGGUCGCGCUGCUCCUGGCGGUGCUGAUCGCCGACACGUCUGCCCAGCGCAAGCGGAAAUAUCGGCGUCGAACGACCACGACGGAGGCACCCGCGCAAGAUGAGGUCAUGAACAUGCUGGAAGCUGACGAAAUGGCCGAGGAGGAGGCGGAGGCGGCGGCGGCGGCGGCGGCGGCGGCUGACGCUGAGCUCACUCUUGAAAAUGGCAGAAACGAGGUUGGAUCGAAGCAGCAGCGUUUGCUCCUGGCGGAUCCGUGCACCGAUAAACACUGCGGCGCUGGUCGCGUCUGCAAGAGCACGGAGGAGGGCACGGCCGAGUGCGUUUGCGUGGAGGUCUGCAACCAGGAGGUCGAUCCCCGUCGCAAGGUGUGCACCAACUACAACGAGACCUUCGGCAGCGACUGCGAGGUCUACCAGGCGCGCUGCUUCUGCGACACCGGUGACGCCAGGUGCAAAGGCCCCGAUUAUCAGCAUGUCCACAUUGUGUAUUACGGCGAGUGCCAGCAAAUGCCUAUGUGCAAGGAGGAGGAGAUGUCCGAUUUCCCCCGGCGAAUGCGCGACUGGCUGUUCAACAUCAUGCGCGACCUGGCGGACCGUCAGGAGCUGCCGUCGCACUACCUGAAGAUGCAGCGCGAGGCUGAGAUGAAUCACACGUUGCGCUGGGCGAACGCGGCCAUCUGGAAGUGGUGCGACCUGGAUGGCCACCCGCACGACCGGGCCGUGUCGCGCCACGAGCUCUUCCCGAUAAAGGCGCCCUUGAUGGCCCUCGAGCACUGCAUCGCGCCCUUCCUGGAUUCCUGCGACGCCGACGGCGAUCACAAGAUCACGCUGAUCGAGUGGGGCAAGUGUCUGGAGCUCGACGAGGACGACAUAGACGACAAGUGCGAGGAGCUGGCGGAGGCGCACGAGCAUUACUAGAGGCGCGUCUUCGUCGGUGAGAGAGAGAGAGAGAGAGAGACGGGCGCGAUCGGAGCACGGACGAGGCACGCAGCGGGAACAAUAGCAGGACGACAAACGGCCGAGGGCGCAAAGGACCCGGCCAAGUGACGCGCAGCAUAGCGGCAGGGGCAGAGAGAGAGAGAGAGAGAGAGAGGGGGGAGGAGAGAGAGAGAGAGAGAGAGAGAGAGAGAGAGAGAGAGAGCGAGAGCGAGAGAGAGCGAGAGCGAGAGCGAGGGCGACAGUAGUAGACGACGACGACGACGACGACGAUGGGGAGCCGGGUAAAAAUGGCGGGAAAAAUCGCGGCCUGGCGCUCCGGUCGGCGACAGCGCGGCCAACGCGCAGUCUCCGCACGCGUCGCCGAGUCGAUACCGCGACGCGCGCGAGAGAGGCAUCUUUACUGUACGCCUCUCUCUGCGCGGUGCCUUCUCGCCACGAUAUACGUGCCGAGCACGACAGCCAGCACACACCGCAGCAGUGCUGGCGACUCUCGGGUCGCCGCCGCGCCUCAAUAAUCCAAGCUGUCGUCUCGCGCGCACUCGUCGCCGAGCACGUCGUGAUCGCAGCGGAUUCGUGGUAGUACGCUGCGCGACGCGACGCGGCGGCCCGACGGAGGAGCCUCCUGGCUUCUCUCUCCGGGCACGGCCCGGCUCCGUAUUUUCGAACAUUCGACAUUCGGCGUCUCUCGAUACUUAUGAUCGCGCGAUUCGAUUAAUUUGAAUUCGAGUAGAACGGGUCUCGCGGCGGCGCGGCGUGUGAGCGGUAGAGUUCUCCUUCACGAAUAUUCACGUGCGAUUAGAAAUCCGGACAGACGGACAGACAGAGAGAGAGAGAGAGAGAGAGAGAGGGAGAGAGAGAGAGAGAGACAGAGAGGGAGGGAGGGACGAACGUAUUCGAAAGUCCGGGGGAUUCUACAGGAAGCCGCAAGUAUAUACCACCAACUUGGAGUCAUUUGCGUCCGAUUCCGCGAUCAUCCAGCCGCCCGACGAUGAUCCGAUAAAUUUUCUACGUGGAAAUUGAUCGUUUUGCUUCUCUCUCGAGGGGGAGAGAGAGAGAGAGAGAGAGAGAGAGAGAGAAAGAGAGAGAGAGAGAGAGAGUGAGUUUGUCGUGCACCGCUCGCAAAGUUCGCGUCGAACGCACGAGAGGAGAUUCGACAGAGGAAGCUUCGCUCGCGCCCGUCCCGUAUAGCAGAAAUUUUCGCGUCUCCCCGAUUCGCCACGCACGCCUUUUCCAAUGUGCAAUCUUUUGUAUGAAAUCACUGCCCCUUUUUCUGCCAAUAAAGAGAAAUAAUGCUGUUA